AUGAACUCUCUUAGAAUCGCUCGGGCUGCUCUCCGGGCAAGGCCUGCCGCUAUCAGGGCCCCCCUCCAGCGGAGAGCAUAUGCCGAUGCUGUGGCCGACAAAAUAAAACUCUCCCUUGUUCUCCCACAUGAGAGCAUCUACAAAUCGACAGACGUCAUCCAAGUCAACAUCCCUGCCGAAUCUGGCGGGAUGGGUAUUCUUGCAAACCACGUCCCAUCCAUCGAACAACUGAAGCCCGGCCUCGUUGAGAUCAUCGAGGAAUCCGGAGGAACCAAGCAAUUCUUCCUGUCUGGUGGCUUCGCUAUCGUCCAGCCCAACUCCCAGCUCAGCAUCAAUGCCGUCGAAGGUUACACCCUUGAUCAAUUCAGCGCAGAGGCUGUGAAAUCACAGAUUGCUGAAGCACAGAGAAUCGCCAGCGGCAGUGGUAGCGAGCAAGAUAUCGCUGAGGCGAAGAUUGAGCUGGAGGUGCUGGAGAGCCUGCAGGCUGCUCUGAAAUAA
Paracoccidioides brasiliensis Pb18 is the source of this 498-nucleotide messenger RNA. RefSeq names its product ATP synthase subunit delta, mitochondrial. Bases 1 to 498 code for a protein of 165 amino acids. The record is from RefSeq and is a predicted model, not a curated record. Gene Ontology annotation, molecular function: proton-transporting ATP synthase activity, rotational mechanism. The transcript has 6 exons. Gene Ontology annotation, biological process: proton motive force-driven ATP synthesis.